Periconia digitata is the source of this 1772-nucleotide messenger RNA. The record is from the annotation of a GenBank genome assembly. Lineage: Eukaryota; Fungi; Ascomycota; Dothideomycetes; Pleosporales; Periconiaceae.
UUUUCCCUGCCUUCGGGUCCCUUUCGCUCUGCCGCAUUUUCAGGCGUCGUCGCUCCAUCUUUUCCGCUCAUGGUGCUUGCCCGCGAGGCCAAUCCGUUUAACCCUGCGAUUUCCAACAAAGUCGUCGACGAUGGUCGGAGGAGUAGAGACUUCACAAUGGAAAACUAUGGAUCGGUGUCGGAGACGGAUCGAAGCGCAAAGGAGAUAAAACGAGUUCCAGCCGACGAGGACGUAGACCAUGAGGCGGCGCGCCCCCGAUACAUUCACGCUAUGUUGGCGGGAGGAAUUGGCGGACUGACGGGCGAUAUGCUGAUGCAUUCGUUGGAUACAGUGAAGACGCGACAGCAGGGCGACCCCCACAUGCCCCCAAAGUACACGUCUAUGGGCAACACCUACUAUACUAUAUGGCGACAAGAGGGCACCAGGAGAGGUCUCUAUGGGGGAGUUCAGCCUGCCGCCGUCGGCUCUUUUCUGGGCACCGUGGCUUUCUUUGGCACCUAUGAGUGGAGCAAGCGAUUGAUGAUCGAUUACGGCGUUGCGCCCUCCAUCUCCUACUUCACGGCUGGUCUCGUCGCCGAUCUCGCUGCCGCGCCAGUCUAUGUACCCUCCGAAGUUCUCAAGACACGCCUGCAGCUGCAGGGCCGCUUCAACAACCCCCACUUCGAUUCCGGCUACAACUACCGCGGAACUAUCAAUGCUAUGCGCACAAUUGCUCGACAAGAAGGUUUCGGCGCACUUUUCCACGGCUACAAAGCCACGCUGUGGCGGGACCUCCCUUUCUCCGCUCUCCAAUUCGCCUUCUAUGAAGAAGAGCGCGGUUUGGCAAAACGGUACAUGGGCUCCAAUAACAUCGGGCUUCCCCUCGAAAUCCUGACCGCUGCCACGGCAGGCGGCAUGGCGGGCGUCAUUACCACCCCCCUUGACGUAGUCAAAACCCGCAUUCAAACCCAACGCCACGACGCUUCCUCGGGCCCGCCAAACCCACCCACAUCUUCGCUUUCGCCCUCUUCGUCUGCGAAACACUCUUCCACUUCAAAAUCUACCCACGCUUCAUCCUCACAUAGCCGCCCGAUCUCAACUGCUUCUCCAUCCACCGCCGUCCGCGGACACAGUGCUGCUACCCUCGAUACGUCUUCCGUCGUACAGGGGCUAAGGAUAAUAUAUAAGACGGAAGGCAUAUGGGGCUGCUUUCGCGGGGUGGGCCCGCGUGGUGUGUGGACUUCUGUGCAAUCCGGGACCAUGCUGGUACUGUAUCAGCAGCUGUUGAAGUGGUUCGAUCAACAUCCGUUGGUCGGGAACGUUGGCGAUGCAGGUAGUGUGUGAUGUGAUUCUAGAUCUGGAAAAACGCGAUAGGGAACGUUGUACGAGUAUUAUAUGUAUAUUAAAGCUUUGUUGUUGAAAGCAAUAGAUAGGGAGCGAUGUGAUGGGGAGGUCCUUGCAUAAGCGGCGUUUGUUUUUUGCUUCUUCUCUGAGCUGAUAUAGACCAUGGCAAUCACACUACUAUUCCUCUGGCCUUUUGUUCAUGAUUAUGAUAAUGAUGAUGAGCUUCGUCAAUGUUUACCAUUUAUCGAUGUCUCAAGGGGGAUAGUAUAACUUGGCAAUGGGGUAUAUAAACCUCUUCUUUCUCUGCUCUCUCUCUCUCUCCUUCUUCUUCUUUCUCUUCCCUACACUUAAGUAUAUACAGUUCUCAGGGACUACUAGAGGGUUUGCACCCCAGCAAGCAUGUCUGUUGUCGUCCUCGCCCCGGCGAAGCAUCACUUGUAUCGGUACUC